AGCUUGAUGAACGAGAUGGCAACAAGACGUGCAGGGAUGUAUUGAAUAGUUUGAAGCAACUUGAAGGCGGUCAUGUGAUGCUGCGUUGUCGCUUGCUCUCAAUCAAGCCGUUCGACUUGCCGCGAUUUGGAGUGGAGUUGGGGCUGACGUUUUCUUUGUCGGCCUCCGAGUACAAUCGCUUCUUCUUCGACUUGCCAGUGGACGUUUUCAGUGUCUUUACUCGAAUGAUGGGACUUGGCGUCUUGAAUUUGGAAUCUGUAUUGUCCUCAAACACCGCAAAUGGACUAGAAUUUGAUGAAGCAGUCUUGGUGGCAGCGUCCUUUCGAGGUAUUGGUGAUUUGGAAGGAUAAGAUGAAAUUCCCUCUUCGACGUCCAUCACAUUGACAUUGCGCAGACGUAGUCCAUGGCCAGGUGUCGGAGGGCGUUUGAUUUUGCUAGUUUGACCAGUUGCACGAGCUCGCAUUCUGUCGUAAUCGUCCAUACAGGCAUAAUGCACCACAGACUCGGCAUUCUUG
Aphanomyces invadans is the source of this 515-nucleotide messenger RNA. RefSeq lists its product as hypothetical. Lineage: Eukaryota; Oomycota; Saprolegniomycetes; Saprolegniales; Verrucalvaceae. The coding region runs from base 78 to 350 and encodes 90 amino acids. The transcript is spliced from 2 exons. The record is from RefSeq and is a predicted model, not a curated record.